Microdochium trichocladiopsis is the source of this 945-nucleotide messenger RNA. RefSeq names its product anaphase-promoting complex subunit Apc5. Gene Ontology annotation, cellular component: eukaryotic 43S preinitiation complex. Lineage: Eukaryota; Fungi; Ascomycota; Sordariomycetes; Xylariales; Microdochiaceae. The record is from RefSeq and is a predicted model, not a curated record. Bases 283 to 627 code for a protein of 114 amino acids. The transcript is spliced from 4 exons. Gene Ontology annotation, biological process: translational initiation. Gene Ontology annotation, molecular function: RNA binding; ribosomal small subunit binding; translation initiation factor activity.
UGCCGGCCGCUCACUGGCCGCCUGCUUGCCCUUGCCCCUCCACCGCGCCUCUUUGUGGCCACCCCUCAGUGCGUUCAUCCUCUUCUCCCUUUUCCUCCAUCCGACAUCACCAGCCCCAAGCAUCACCAACACAACAACCCGCCCGCCGCGUCCACCCACGACACACUCCCUCACCGCCGCAAGCCCACCGAAGCGAGACAACUCCCACAGUCGUCGGUCGCACUCCUCCCUGGCCCUUCACCAAGAACCCUUUUCCCCCAAGUCCCCCGCAAACUCGAGUUUAUGUCAAUCGAAAACCUCAAGUCGUACGACCCCUUCGCCGAAGCCGACGAAGACACAGGCGAGGCCAAGCAGACUCAGGAUUACAUCCAUAUCCGUAUUCAGCAGCGCAAUGGCCGUAAGACCUUGACUACAGUCCAAGGACUGCCCAAGAAGUUCGACCAGAAGAAGAUCCUCAAGGUCAUCAAGAAGAAGUUUGCUUGCAAUGGCACCAUCGUGACAGACACCACCAUGGGUGAGGUCAUCCAGCUGCAGGGCGACCAGCGCAAAGAUGUGCAGGAAUUCCUCGUAGACAAGAAGGAGGGUCUCGAGCUCGAUCCCAAGACGAUCAAAGUCCACGGUUUCUAAGCUGGCUGUGUCCAAGCAACGACCGACAACCACUCGCCCAUGCGGCGCCCUCUGGUGCCAGCCGAAUAUCACGCCCUGACGACAGCCCACCUUCAGAGCAGUGCCCGGCGAUGCGGGACGGCACUGUAGAUAAGUCGAUGAACAUGGUCGGUCACUAGGGCGGUGGUCCGUGAGGAGCUUGGUUGGAAAUGGUCUGGACAUGAUACCCCUUGUUUGCCGUCAGUCGUAGGAUUGUCAAGUAGUUAUGCAGGACCAGGCUGCGACACGUGAUGUGCCAGUCUCCGAUACAAUUGUCAAUAUACCGUGGCUGUAUUUGAA